CGUACGUACGUACGUACGUACACACGCAGCUGAAACUCGCAGCUAGUUAGUUAACAUUUUUGCGAACGACUAGAUUUCGGAAGGAAGUAACCUGGCUGAAUUAUCUUCGAAAUAACUUGCUUUAAUCGCAGAGAAAAAAAAUAAAGGUUUUGAGUAAAAUUUGAGGAACAAAUGGCAAGCUUGGAAGCCGCCAGGUCGCACGGAGUAGCUAAGGCCUCAUGGAUGCUACGGCAGAGUGAAAUCCUUUGCAGAUGGAAGAACUGCUUCUGUGUCCUGUACAGAAACGGGAACUUCACCUACUACAAGGAUGAGAAUCGUCAAGAGGAACAAGGCAGCGUCAACAUAACCAAGAGCUGCUAUGCUGUCAACUGUGGGGAAGAGAUCAGUGUAGGGUGUCCUCCGCCUGGCAAAGUGAAGAGCUGCCUUCUUGAGCUGCGGACUCACCAGGUCAACAUGAUGUUCUGCACUGACUCCUUGGACGAUAGCCAGACCUGGAAGUCCGCACUCAUUGAGGUCAAAAAUGCAAAUAGUCAACCAGCCCGCCCCCCAGCAGCCCGCCCCCCAGCUGCAGCCCCUGCCCCCAUCAUGGCUCCACCCCCUUAUGCCCCACAACCUCAACCUUCUGUGGCCAUGGCCCCGCCCCCUUACACUGUCACUCAAGUGGCCCCUGUCAACCAGUGGGGCCGUACCACCACCUACACGAGCUAUCAGGUCCCCAGCAACCAGUACGUCAUCCCUCCGGCCAAUCAGACGCUGAUCUUGAACGGACGUACCGUGGUGCAGCGGGGCUACCCGGUCCAGAACACUGUGUACUCUUACCCAGGCCAGACGUGCAUGUAUACAUGCCAACCUUCGCAGAGUACAACCAUUCUGUACCGUUGAUGACUGACACACUUUUGGAUCGGCAACAAAUGAUUCGAGCUUCAUAGUCUAUCUUAUGCGAAUGGACAUAUUACAUGCCCAAGAUGUCUAUAUUUCAAACUUAAGCCUUAGCAUGCUCUGUAAUACUUGCUGAAUAUUUAGCAAAAGCUGAUACACAUACUUUGUUUAUGAAGUAAAAUACUCGUACAUGUAAUGGCAAUGCUUUUGUUUUACAAUUAUCCAGAAAAAUUAAGUCCUUUGUAUGUUACAUUUCAUGAAGCAGUUUGUCUGAGAAUGCUUCUAGCAUAAUAUGAGAAAAUGUUCUUAAAUGACUUAUAAGGGUUCAGUUAUUUUCCUAAGUAUCUUUAGUACUAUGUUCUUUCGCAAGUGGUAUGUUGGUGGGGACUAUUGUAAAAUUAUGUGAAUUGCAGUAAAUUGGGGUAAUCGUAAUGUUUGUUGCAUAGACCAUGUGACCUAUAACGUCAUGCCGGCAGGCAACUACAGGGCAAUCCCAAACAUUUAAAGUAUUUUUGCAUAAUUAUUCAUAAGACGGAAUUUGUGUCGGGGUGAUGUAAAUUCAAUAUUGGAUCUUUUGCAUGUUAUUUGGCCCACGUUAUAUGUCAAUCAGACUCAACAUUUUUAAGCCGUUCGUAUUUCAAGAAAUAUACAUACAGUGCUGAAGAAAUCCAUUGCUAAAAGUCGGCAUCAUUCGACCACAACAUGUUUUUUACAUUCAAUGCCUUUGAUCAGCUGGUUUAGAAAUGUGAAAAAAAGUCAAACAUAUAUCUUGGCCCUCUUGCCUAGAGGUGAAAUGAGACUGAAAAACUACUUUGUGAUUUUAUAAGUGGAACUUAAGUAAUUAAUUUUGUGGUUUUCUUUAAUUUCUGUCUUUAUGGUUAUUAUUUGCAUAAUUAAUGUCAAAGUGGAAAGGGCGGUUUGGAAUAUUUUGAGCAAAUGUCAAAAAAGCUGUAUAUAAUAAGUGUAGAACCUGUCUUGACAUCAGUUUGAUCAAAUGCAAAACUAUAAACUGUGUUAAAAAAUGUCAACGUUUGUGCAACUGCAGGUUUGGAAAGAUGGAAUCAUGUACAGAAGAUAGGAUCAAAUCCUACAAUUGAGAUAAAAGUGUAUAUAUUUAGAUCUGUGGAUUGUUAUCUUGAAUUCUUUGAACAUCAUUGGUAGUUUCUGUCUGGAUUUUGGUACACAGUACAAAGUGCAUAGCGAUAGAGAUUAAUACAGCUGAUUAUGUACACAAACAAGUUGUUUAUUCAAUUUCAUCCCCACAUCAGAAUUGAAUGAGGUACAUGUACUUGUAAAAUACGCAUGUAUUUUUUUCUGCAUGUGAAGGAAACAAAAACUUUUGUAUGUAUUUUUUUAUAACAACCUCCAGAAAAAAAUAAUAAAGAACAAUACUUCAUUGCAUGCAUGAGAUUAUUCAAAGUUACCAAUCAUGUUCAUUAGAAUUUCGCCAAAAAAAACUAUAUUUAUAUUCUGUUGCCAAGCAAAGCUUUUAUAAGCUGUAUUAAUUAUAUUGCUUCAGUACUGCAAUUUGUUGAUGGGUUAAUGAUUAAGUAGCUCUGCGGUAAUCGGUGACUGAGCAAUAGUGAAAGGUUAAAUAAAGCAAAUUGAAAAGAAAA
This is a messenger RNA of Patiria miniata (bat star), 2495 nucleotides long. RefSeq names its product pleckstrin homology domain-containing family B member 2-like. NCBI's taxonomy places the organism in Eukaryota, Metazoa, Echinodermata, Asteroidea, Valvatida, Asterinidae. The record is from RefSeq and is a predicted model, not a curated record. The transcript is spliced from 6 exons. Gene Ontology annotation, cellular component: membrane. The coding region runs from base 172 to 882 and encodes 236 amino acids. Gene Ontology annotation, biological process: regulation of cell differentiation.